AUGUCGACUGAGUUCAUGGCGCUCCAAAAACAGGGUACAUGGUGCCUUACCUCUCCACCACCGAACACACCUAUACUUGGCUGCCGGUGGACUUACAAGACAAAGCACAAUCCCGAUGGCAGCAUUGCCCGCUAUAAAGCCAGACUGGUUGCUCAAGGUUUCACCCAACAGAAAGGGAUCAACUAUCAGCAAACCUUCAGCCCCGUGGCCAAAAUGCCCACUAUUCAGGUGCUGCUCAUCAUCUCUCUUCAUCGUGGCUGGCCCAUCUAUCAGCUGGACAUCAACAAUGCCUUUCUUCAUGGAGACCUCUAA
Dendrobium catenatum is the source of this 312-nucleotide messenger RNA. RefSeq lists its product as uncharacterized. NCBI's taxonomy places the organism in Eukaryota, Viridiplantae, Streptophyta, Magnoliopsida, Asparagales, Orchidaceae. Bases 1 to 312 code for a protein of 103 amino acids. The record is from RefSeq and is a predicted model, not a curated record. The transcript has a single exon.